CAUAAUUCGGUAGCCAUGGCGCUCCGAGCGCGGAACCCUAAUCUGCAGUUUCUCUCUUUUCUUUCUUUGCUGGCGAUCGCUUCCGCGAAGGUCUUUUUUGAGGAGCGUUUUGAUGGUGGAUGGGAAAAUCGCUGGGUAAAAUCUGAUUGGAAGAAAGAUGAGAACUUGGCUGGGGAGUGGAACUACACCUCUGGUAAAUGGAAUGGUGAUCCUGAUGACAAAGGUAUCCAGACAAGCGAAGACUACAGAUUUUAUGCGAUUUCUGCUCAGUUCCCUGAAUUCAGCAAUAAGGAUAAGACACUGGUCUUCCAAUUUUCUGUUAAGCACGAGCAGAAGCUUGACUGUGGUGGUGGUUACAUGAAAUUACUUAGCGGGGAAAUUGAUCAGAAGAAAUUUGGUGGGGAAACUCCAUACAGUAUUAUGUUUGGUCCAGAUAUCUGUGGUUACAGCACCAAGAAAGUGCAUGCAAUUUUAACGUACAAUGGCACAAACCACUUGAUAAAGAAGGAUGUACCAUGUGAGACUGACCAACUAACUCACGUAUACACAUUUGUCCUCCGUCCAGAUGCAACCUAUAGCAUCCUUAUUGAUAAUGUGGAGAAACAAACUGGCAGUCUUUAUUCUGAUUGGGAUCUUCUCCCUCCCAAGAAAAUCAAGGAUCCUUCUGCCAAAAAACCAGAAGAUUGGGAUGACAAAGAGUACAUUCCUGAUCCUGAGGAUAAGAAGCCAGAGGGGUAUGAUGACAUCCCAAAAGAGAUUCCAGAUCCUGAUGCCAAGAAGCCCGAGGACUGGGAUGAUGAGGAAGAUGGCGAGUGGACACCACCAACCAUUGCGAACCCUGAGUACAAGGGCCCAUGGAAGCCGAAGAAAAUUAAGAACCCCAAUUACAAAGGAAAGUGGAAGGCUCCAUGA
Messenger RNA from Neltuma alba, 912 nucleotides. RefSeq names its product calreticulin-like. The record is from RefSeq and is a predicted model, not a curated record. Gene Ontology annotation, molecular function: calcium ion binding. NCBI's taxonomy places the organism in Eukaryota, Viridiplantae, Streptophyta, Magnoliopsida, Fabales, Fabaceae. Gene Ontology annotation, cellular component: endoplasmic reticulum membrane; endoplasmic reticulum. Gene Ontology annotation, biological process: protein folding; ERAD pathway.